UGUGGGAUAUUCUCUCACGCCGAGCGCUUGUAUUCUUACGAAUCCUUCAGUUUCCACAGAAGAUACGGGGGAAAAUGAGCGACAGAGGAAAACAGGGUGACAAUGUGCACGAUGCUGCUAAGAAGAACAUUUUGGCUGAGUUCCAGGCGCUCUUCUUUGCCAUGCGCAGUUUGUCCUCGUACCCGUGGCACAGCUUUGAAAGGGCGCUGCAGAGGGCGGACUCAUCCCAAAUAUUCGUGGAGCUGCUCGAGAGGACCUGCCUUCAUCCGGUGUGCCAGAAGAAACCCCCGUCCGCUAAAUACAGGAGACGCUUUCUCACGGAGCUCAUCAAGCGGCAUGAAGCAACAGCGUCGGAGCCUCUAGACGAGCUCUACGAUGCGCUAGCCGUAGUUUUGGCCUCAGAGGAGCAAUGCGUGUGCUACAAAAGCUACUUCCUGCCAGCAGGGGGCGCUAUCACCCUUGCCGAAAACGAAGCCACCAUCUCGGAGGGGACCACUGGAAUGGUCACGUGGGAGGCGGCUCUCUACCUGGCCGAAUGGGCCCUGGGGAACCCGCAGGCGUUCCAGCACAGGGUUGUGCUGGAGUUGGGCAGCGGAAUGGGCCUCGCCGGCGUGGCCGUGUGCCGUUCCUGCCACCCCAAGCGCUACACGUUCAGCGACUGCCACCCUGGCGUGCUGCGGCGACUGAGGGACAACGUGAAGCUCAAUGGCCUGGAGGACCCCGGUGGCCCUCGUGUGGCCGUCGAGGAGCUGGACUGGGGGGCCGUCGCUGACGAGCGGCUGCGGGACCUCCGGCCGGACACGGUCAUCGCUGCAGACGUGGUGUACGACCCGGAUGUCAUCGACACCCUCGUGUCUCUUCUGCGCCGACUCUUGGCGAUUCCAGUCCUGACCCGGCCCUCGGACAUUUACAUAGCCUCAGCCGUCCGCAACCCCGACACGUACGCUUACUUCCGGAGGCAGUGCGGCAAGGUGGGGCUGCGGCACCAGGUCCUCACGGAGCCGGUGGCUCGGAUCUUCCCCUACAACAGGACCUCCGCCAUCGAGAUGAUCCGACUGCAUUUAUGAAAUAAACCUCACGCGUCACUUUAUAUAAAAAAAGGUUUUAUUUACACUGCAG
Messenger RNA from Scleropages formosus (Asian bonytongue), 1119 nucleotides. RefSeq names its product eukaryotic elongation factor 2 lysine methyltransferase (gene eef2kmt). The transcript is spliced from 8 exons. The record is from RefSeq and is a predicted model, not a curated record. The coding region runs from base 75 to 1067 and encodes 330 amino acids. NCBI's taxonomy places the organism in Eukaryota, Metazoa, Chordata, Actinopteri, Osteoglossiformes, Osteoglossidae. Gene Ontology annotation, cellular component: protein-containing complex.